AUGAAUAAAUGGGGAGCAUCAUCGAGAACGACACGUUUGACUUGGUGAACCUACCUCCAGGGCGUAAGGCGAUCUCUUCCAAGUGGCUCUUCAAGCGCAAGACCGACGCCGACGGCAACAUCGAGCGUUACAAGAGCAGACUUGUAGCCAAGGGGUAUCAGCAGCAAGAGAAGAAGGACUACAAUGAAGUAUAUGCCCCUGUGGUGAAGGGUACAACCCUUCGAACCCUCUUCGCCGCGGCGGCCAUCAAAGAAUGGGUGGUGAAGCAAAUGGAUAUAGUAACGGCCUUCCUCAACGGCGUUUUGGAAGAAGAGACCUACAUGGAGCAGCCAGAGGGUGCUUGUGUGUGUGUUUGAAUGGUGUAUCACAAUGUGGUUUGUGUCGGUCAAGACAUUAGCGAGUUUUUACAACUCGCAUGUCAAGUCGUCGUUUGUGUGUCGCAUGUGUUUUUCUAUUUUGUCCAGUGUGCAAUGUCCAUCGUGUCGCAGGUGUGUGCAGCAAGCCCCCAUCAACUCAAGAAGAAUUUAUCUUGCAG
Molecule: messenger RNA, 535 nt
Organism: Closterium sp. NIES-67
Lineage: Eukaryota; Viridiplantae; Streptophyta; Zygnematophyceae; Desmidiales; Closteriaceae
Source: the annotation of a GenBank genome assembly